GAGACCCAGGAACAGAUGAGCAGGGAUGUCUGCGUCCACACCUGGCCGUGUACCUACUACCUGGAGCCACAGAGGCGAUGGGUUACUGGCCAGCUGUCCUUGACGUCGCAGUCGCUCAGGUUCGUGACUGACAGCACUGGCGAGACUCUGGUCAGCUUCCCCCUCUCCAGCAUAGUCGAGAUCAAGAAGGAGGCUUCGCAUUUUAUCUUCAGCUCCAUCACCGUCCUGGAGAAGGGCCACACCAAGCACUGGUUCAGCUCCCUGCAGCCAAGUCGAAAUGUGGUCUUCAGCAUCAUCAAGCAUUUCUGGAGGGAGCUGCUGCUGUCUCAGCCUGCGGCGGCGUUUGCGCCCAGGACCCGGGGCAAGGAGCUGACAGGACUCAUGGCCGGGUCCCAGAAACGCCUGGAGGACACAGCAAGGGUCCUGGACCACCAGGGCCAGCAGCUGGAUGGCGUCAUGAGAGGCCUGGACAAGAUGGAGUCAGACCCGGAGGUGGCAGACAGAUUGUUGACAGACCUGGAAUCUCCUGCUUGGUGGCCCUUUAGCUCCAAGCUUUGGAAGACACCAUCAGAAGCAAAGCCCAGGGAAGGCGUCUCCGUGAAACCAAGUUGUGAACCCUUUGGGAAAGAAGGGAUGCUGAUCCAAAUUCCUGCCAUUAUUUCCCACAGAACAGAGUCUCACGUCAAGCCAGGGAGGCUCACUAUCCUCGUGUCUGGGUUGGAAAUCCAUGAUUCCAGUUCUUUGCUCAUGCACAGAUUUGAAAGAGAAGAUGUGGACGACAUCGAGGUCCACUCACCUUACGAAAUCAGCAUCCGCCAGCGGUUUGUUGGAAAGCCAGACAUGGCCUAUCGUUUGAUAUCCGCCAAGAUGCCAGAGGCUAUCCCCAUUUUAGAAGUGCAGUUCGGCGAGAAGAUGGAGCUCUUAGAAGACGCCUUGGUGCUCAGAAGCGCGAGGACCUCCUCCCCAGCAGAGAAGAGCCGCUCCGUCCGGCAUGCAGCAUCGGGGCUGAUGGGCCGCGCCCUGCACCGUGAGCCACCCGCAGGAGACCGGGAGGGCACGGCCCUGCACCUGCAGCUGAGCCCGCCGUCCCUGUCCGAGGCACAUACCCAGGAACUAACCCAGAUCCUGAGGAGGAUGAAGGGGCUGGCCCUGGAGGCCGAGAGCGAGCUGGAGAGACAGGACGAAGUCCUGGAUGGCGUCACGGCGGCUGUGGACAGGGCAACCUUGACCAUCGACAAGCACAACAGGCGGAUGAAGAGGCUGACCUAGGGGCAGA
Saimiri boliviensis boliviensis (Bolivian squirrel monkey) is the source of this 1276-nucleotide messenger RNA. NCBI's taxonomy places the organism in Eukaryota, Metazoa, Chordata, Mammalia, Primates, Cebidae. The record is from RefSeq and is a predicted model, not a curated record.